Molecule: messenger RNA, 1359 nt
Organism: Trematosphaeria pertusa
Lineage: Eukaryota; Fungi; Ascomycota; Dothideomycetes; Pleosporales; Trematosphaeriaceae
Product: MFS general substrate transporter
Exons: 8
Coding region: 1-1359 (452 amino acids)
Biological process (GO): transmembrane transport
Molecular function (GO): transmembrane transporter activity
Source: RefSeq, a predicted model, not a curated record
AUGCAGACGAAAUAUACUGUGCGCAUCUUUUUUCGGAGCGUGCUUUUUCAGAUGGUGUUGUUUGGAGCCCUCUCCCUCGUCGGCCCGGCCAUGUCCGACGCCAUCACGAACCUGGGCGGCGGCGGUCUCUCCUCGCCCUGGCUCGCCAACCUCGCCAACUCGCUGUCUUAUGCCUGCAGCUUUCUGAGCACGAUUAUUGGAGGCCCGCUCAUCAAUAGGAUUGGAAUUAAGUGGGCGUGCUUGAUUGCGGCGGUGGCGAUGCCGUUGCAUGGGAGUGCGUAUUAUGUUAAUGCGAGGUUUAAAGUGCAGUGGUAUUUGCUGGCUGCGAAUGUCGUAAAUGGGGUUGCGUCUGGUUUCCUCUAUGUGGGUGAGACGACGGCUAUGCUGUCGUAUCCACGACCGGAAGAUAGAGGUCUUUACCUCGGUAUAUGGUCCGCUAUGCGCAGCACAGGCAGCGUCAUCGGCGGCGCAAUCAACUUCUCGACCAACCAUUCGCGAUCGACCGGUGGCGGAGUCGCCUGGUCCACGUAUCUGAUCUUCGUGGCCUUUGAAUGUACCGGAGCUAUCUGGGCCCUGCUCCUCUCUAAGACAUCCAAGGUGCGGCGCCGCGACGACAGCAAAGUUCAAAUAUCCGAAAUGCACACGUGGAAGCAGGAGUUCGUUGCUCUGGGACGGUAUCUGAAGGAACCAAAGACCUGGCUUGUCUUCAUCCCAGCCUUUUACUCCUUCUUCUACGGCGGAACAAUGGGCACCUAUCUCUCGCUGCACUUUUCGGUCCGCGCACGCGCGCUUUCGUCGCUCAUCGUGCCAUCUCUGACCAUCCCCUCCGUCAUCAUCUUCGGCAAAGUCCUCGACAGCCAGCGGUGGUCGCAGCGUCGCAGAGCCUGGGCCGCUUUCUUGCUAUGGGUCAUCCCGCAGAUUGCAUGCUUUAUUUGGGUGUGCAUUGAAAGCCAUCAGUUGGGGAGGAAUGCGGCGUUGGAUUACAAUAUCCACACUGCCCGCUGGGCUAAAGCCUACAUCCCCUACCUAGUCAUCUUUGUCUCUGGCUACUGGACCCAACUCACCAUCUACUGGAUCCUGUCUACCUUCUCCAACGAAGCUCAAGUCGCCUCCCGCGCCGGCGGCGUCUUCCGUGCCUUCGAGGUCGCGGGCCAGGCCGUGAGUUAUGGUCUCAGCUCCAGCAAGACUAUUGGGCCGGAGAUCAGCUUGUAUAUCAAUUGUGCGGUGCUGGUGCUUAUGAUCCCGAGUAUGGUUGUUUUGAUUGGGAAGGUGCCGAGGAGGCCGGUAGUGGAUAUGUUAGUAGUAGAGGCGGAGGCGGAGGCGGAGGCGGAGGCAGAGGUGGUACAGGGGAAGGAUUGA